Molecule: messenger RNA, 1110 nt
Organism: Notothenia coriiceps (black rockcod)
Lineage: Eukaryota; Metazoa; Chordata; Actinopteri; Perciformes; Nototheniidae
Gene: cfap184
Product: cilia and flagella associated protein 184
Exons: 2
Biological process (GO): cilium assembly
Cellular component (GO): axoneme; ciliary basal body
Source: RefSeq, a predicted model, not a curated record
GUGGAAAAUGAAUGGCAAUCAUUGGUGGCCCUAAAGCAGGAUGUAGCUGUGACAGUACUGAGCCUAUACCUUGGUAAACAAGCUGCUCAGACCAAGGUGGAGACAGCCUUGGAAACAGAGAAGCUUCUACAGCACGAGCUGAUCAGACUACGCCUCAAAAACAUCAAGCUAAGGGCCAACAUUCACAGACUGGAGGGGGAACUUUGUGCAAGGGAAAAAGAUGCUGGGGACCCCCUCCUUCUCCACUUUGAUCUGCUGCAGGCUGAGAGGCUAGAGCUGAAAAAACACACUGAAAAGCAAAAUGAGGAAUCUUUAAAGACGCAACUAAAGAUCAGCAGCAGCUUGGAGCUACUGUCAAAUAUAAAGGAGAAAUUGUUCUGGAGUCAAAUGGAGGCCCAGGCCAAGCGAGAGCAGCUUGCAAUGUUGGAAGCAAUGGUGGCCAGGGGAACGGACUUCCUCACAAGGACUAGGCACGCUCGCAACAGCCUUCGUAGAGACAACCUGCGGCUGAGAGAGCAUCGUGGACUGCUGGGAAACAGGGUCCUGCUGCUGGACUUUGAGGACACUGUGGACGCCUCUGACUACAUGGAGGAUCAACUAAGGGAUCUGAAGUGCCGGCAAGCUGAGAUUGUCUUCAGUUGUGGCAGAUGGAAGAAGAAGUUGAGACCACCUAAUUAAUUAAUGAAUAACUAAUGAUCACACAACACAAUAUCAGCCCAAAAAAAGCCAGAUUUAAACAGCUGAGCAGGAGCACUCUGACCAGGUGGACAUUGAUUUUCUGCUAUAUGCAAAAGUGGAAGGCUUAAGAACAAAUAAGCUAUGAAAAAAGAUAACUCAAAAGUCCACAAGAAAACAAUUAUUUGAAAACAAUUGUUAUUUUUGUAUAUAAUGACUAUAUUGGACAAUACAAUGGUUAACAGAGAGUUAAGCCCAAAACAUCAGAUGUUAAUAAAGAACAGGUAUUUUUUUUUAUUACAAAAAAAUUGCAUACAUUAUUUAUUCACCCUCUUCAGCACAACAUUCUCUAUGUUGACCUGUAGCAGGUCAGGACCCUCUCUAUGGUGCACCUGUAGAAGGUCAGGAUGCUCUCUCUGUUGCACCUGUAGAAGG